Molecule: messenger RNA, 453 nt
Organism: Arabis nemorensis
Lineage: Eukaryota; Viridiplantae; Streptophyta; Magnoliopsida; Brassicales; Brassicaceae
Source: the annotation of a GenBank genome assembly
AUGAAGAAAUUUUUGGCUAAGAGAAAACCCAACUUCGUGACAAUGAAGCAAAAAGGAAGCUUCCCUUCACUUAUCAUGAAGCGUGGUGGAGAUGAAGGCAGUAGCAGGAAUGGAGAUGGAGGCUGGAAAUUUGUGGAUGAGCAGCUGUGUUCAAUCUACAAGAAUGACAAGGACCUUUUCACUCUUCUAAUUGAAUUUGUGAAAGAGGAACUAGAUCUCCUCAACAUACAUACACACUUAAAGACAUUAGGUGUUCAACUCUGGAAAGAUGUGAUGUCUAAGACUCUUGAAACUGUUUUUGAAGGAAGUUGGCCAGUGGAGAAGGUUGAGAUGCUUCCUGGUGAGGAUAGAUCUUUUACUUUCAAAAAUGUGACUUUAGAGGAGGAUGACGAGAUAGGAAUCAAGGUGGACAAGAGAGAGGGUUUACUUAUGAAGUUGGAGGAAAGAAAAUGA